UGCAGGGCCUUCGAGCAGGCAGGGAUGAUGCUGAAGGACAUGCAGAGGUUGCCUGAAGCUGUGCAGUACAUAGAGAAGGCCAGCAUGAUGUACGUGGAGAACGGCACUCCAGACACCGCCGCCAUGGCCCUCGACCGAGCCGGAAAGUUGAUUGAAGCUCUGGAUUUGGCGAAAGCCGUUCAUCUGUACCAGCAGGCAGCAGGGGUGUUCGAGAACGAGGAGCGACUGCGGCAAGCAGUGGAGCUCGUCGGCAAAGCUUCCAGACUUCUUGUUAGACAACGGAAGUUUGAUGAAGCUGCCGUGUCCCUUCAGAAGGAGAAGAACAUGUAUAAAGAAAUCGAGAAUUAUCCGACGUGUUUUAAGAAAACGAUCGCACAAGUGCUGGUGCAUCUGCACAGAAGAGACUAUGUGGCGGCAGAGAAGUGCGUGCGGGAGAGCUACAGCAUCCCAGGAUUCAGCGGGAGCGAGGACUGCGUGGCCAUGGAAAAAUACUCAUUUGAGCACACUGUCGUCUCGCAUGUUCUCCAGUAUGCAAAGCUUGCCCUCAGCCUGACGGUGCCUGGAGGAGGGAAGAAGAAAGCUGCUGCUGCUGCUGCCGCUGGAGAUUCAGGAGCCGCGCCGCCGGAGGAAGAGGAGGAUGAGUACGCUGGAGGCCUCUGUUAA
Molecule: messenger RNA, 663 nt
Organism: Sinocyclocheilus grahami
Lineage: Eukaryota; Metazoa; Chordata; Actinopteri; Cypriniformes; Cyprinidae
Product: gamma-soluble NSF attachment protein-like
Exons: 7
Coding region: 25-663 (212 amino acids)
Biological process (GO): intracellular protein transport
Cellular component (GO): vacuolar membrane; SNARE complex
Molecular function (GO): syntaxin binding; soluble NSF attachment protein activity
Source: RefSeq, a predicted model, not a curated record